Tachysurus vachellii is the source of this 2253-nucleotide messenger RNA. RefSeq names its product tumor susceptibility 101b (gene tsg101b). NCBI's taxonomy places the organism in Eukaryota, Metazoa, Chordata, Actinopteri, Siluriformes, Bagridae. Gene Ontology annotation, molecular function: ubiquitin binding. The record is from RefSeq and is a predicted model, not a curated record. The transcript has 10 exons. Gene Ontology annotation, cellular component: ESCRT I complex. Gene Ontology annotation, biological process: endosome to lysosome transport; protein transport; protein modification process. The coding region runs from base 120 to 1289 and encodes 389 amino acids.
UCAGUGAGCAUGCGCGCUGUCAUAGCAAAGCGGAAGUAAAAUAAGUGGAUAAUAACACGAAAUUGUUGACGAGUUGGAAGUUAAAACAGAUAUUAUUACUGAUAUUGAUCAGUCGAAACAUGGCUAUGAACGAAAUUACUCUGCGGAAAAUGCUGUCUAAGAAUUACAAAUACAGAGACCUGACCAUAAGGGAAAUCACUAAUGUGAUGAAUCAGUACAAAGACCUGAAGCCUGUGUUUGACAUCUAUGUGUUCAACGAUGGCAGCAAUAGAGAGUUACUGAAUCUUACAGGAACCGUACCAGUGAGCUUUAAAGGAAAUGUCUACAACAUUCCUAUUUGCUUAUGGCUUCUAGACACCUAUCCAUUCAAUCCUCCCAUCUGCUUUGUCAAGCCCACUAGUGCCAUGAUGAUCAAAACAGGGAAGCAUGUUGAUGCCAAUGGAAAAAUCUACCUCCCGUAUUUGCAUGAAUGGAAGCAUCCCGAGUCAGAUUUAUUUGGACUGAUCCAGGUGAUGAUUGUGGUUUUUGGAGAAGAGCCACCAGUUUUUGCUCGGCCCACCGCACAGACAGCUUAUCCAGGAUUUCAAGCUUCUGGUCCACCUAAUGCCUCCUUCUUGCCCAAUACACCAAGCACUCCAUUUGGCCAGAGUUACUCUCCUAACCCAGGAGGUUUUCAGGGUUAUCCGUACCCUGCUGCUACUUCUGGAUACCCAGCCACAUCUGGAACACCACAGUAUACUUCCACCACUGCUGGAGGUCCCAGUCGUGAUGCCACCAUCGGUGAGGACACAAUCCGUGCGUCUCUCGUCUCUGCGGUGAGCGAUAAGCUGCGUUGGAGGAUGAAGGAGGAGAUGGACCGCUCUCAGGCUGAACUGGAUGCUCUCAAGAGGACAGAGGAAGACCUGAAAAAGGGACACCAGAAGCUAGAGGAAAUGGUGUCCAAAGUGGACCAAGAGAUGGCUGAUGUAGACAGAAAUAUAGAGCUGCUGAAGAAGAAGGACGAGGAGCUCACAGCCGCUCUGGAAAAAAUGGAACAGCAGUCAGAGAACAACGAUAUCGACGAACUCAUCGUGCCCACGGCGCCGCUGUACCGUCAAAUUCUCAACCUGUACGCUGAGGAGAACGCCAUCGAAGACACUAUCUUUUACCUGGGCGAGGCACUACGCAGAGACGUCAUCGACUUGGACGUCUUCCUCAAGCACGUGCGACUGCUCUCAAGGAAGCAGUUCCAGUUGCGCGCUUUGAUGCAGAAAGCCAGAAAAACCGCAGGCCUCAGCGACCUCUACUGACCAACUCAAAGCUCAACACUUGCCUCCUUGUCCUGUCCUCUCUAUUCUGUCUAACUCUGCAAUCAGUGCAUUAUCUACACCUGAUCUACAACCAGACAAGUGGCAGGUUUCACUUUAUAUAACAGCUAAAUGACAGCAUGAUGCUAUUUUAUACUAUUAGUCAUGUCUGUGAAGUUUAUACACACACACACACUUUAUUUAAGAUACCACUUCAAUCUUAAAGGCAUGGGAAUGAAGACAAAUAACUUUUUUGCAUUACUAUGAUUAUAAAUAUGAAGUGACCUUUCCAGAUGAUUUGUAGUGAUAAUUCUGACAAUCACAUGGGAGCGGGUUUAAAAUUCUUUAUCCUUUUUUUUUUUUUUUUUUAAUAACAAUUAACCCACUUCACAUAUUACGAGUCAAAGAAAUUUCAGUCAAGGCAUUUAAAAUACUAAUGGAUUUAAGAAGGCUCAUAAUUAAUCCACCCUGGCUGUGCAUAAAAAAUAACACAGUACAUUCCCAAAAAUUGUGUAUUGUUUUAUUUGCUUAAGUGUAUUUUUGCUCCCUAUUUCCAUGAUUGGUUUAUACGUUUAAUUCACGUAAUCAGUUUGAUAGUUACUAGUAUGUUUACAACACAGAAUUCACUCAAAUCUUGUGACAUAAUGAGAUGCAUAAUAACAUGGCUUGAGCUUUAUAAAUAUUAUUAUUAAUAUUAUUAUUUUUCAUUUUACCUACAUUAAUACUACCAUUAGUAUUUUUACCGUGUCAAUUAUAUAUAACAGGAAUUAUUUUUGUUAUUGCAUUGUGUACAUUUUGUAUUUUGUUGUUAUUAUUUUUGAUGUAUGUGUGUACUUGAAAUUAAGCUGAAAAAGCAAGCACUCGUCCUCUGAUUUUUUGGGAAAGGGAAUAUCCAAAUGGUUCUUUUUAAAUCCUUACUCUACUAUGUAGCGCUCUAAAGAAACUGAAUUAAAAACCAUGGUUUGUA